Molecule: messenger RNA, 766 nt
Organism: Syzygium oleosum
Lineage: Eukaryota; Viridiplantae; Streptophyta; Magnoliopsida; Myrtales; Myrtaceae
Exons: 3
Coding region: 171-464 (97 amino acids)
Source: RefSeq, a predicted model, not a curated record
CCCUCUUCUCUUUCUCCGUUUGCUUUCGAUUCAUCGUUUGUGGGUCGCCCUCUGUUCUUCGUGGUUUCCACUAAUCUUGUUUUUUAAGCGGACAAUUCGUCUUGCCCAUUGCAUGCUUGUGGAAAUUAUCGGAAAAACUCGGUGAGGACUAACGUGAGAGGGCGGCGAGAAUGACGAGUUAUCUAUGGAGGAAGUAUGCCGAUUACUUGUACACCAAGUGGGAGAAGAACAUCCUGUGGACCAUGGUCGAUCCGUAUCGACGGCCUAAAUCUUUCACGCCUCUGGUCACCAUCUACGUCGCUGCUUUUUAUACCGGCGUCGUUGGGGCAGCAAUCACCGAGCAACUGUACAAGGAGAAGUACUGGGAAGAUCAUCCUGGGCAAGAGGUUCCUCUCAUGAUGCCAAAGUUCUAUAAGGGACCCUGGAGGGUGUACAGAGGCGAGGCCAUUCGGUCGGAAAAGUGAGAGAAGUUGGCGAAUGCCUGGGUUCUGUGCUUACACCUUCCAUGCCACACUUCUGUCCUCGCUCAAGUCCGCUGAUUUUACAGAUAUGAAUUCUCAUAUUACUUUGGUUUAAAGCAUAGGAAGUGACACCUGCUGUUGCUAUGUUAGAACAGAUUGAAGAUGCUUUAAUAGGAAUGGGGUUGUGUAUUAAUAAACGGACUCAGUUCUCCUUUGUCAACUAUACCCUUAAAUCUGAUAAUGUGACUUGUAUGUACACAUGCUCCUGCUUUAUGAUUAUGAUAUCGAUUAGGUUUUUUGCCGAA